Molecule: messenger RNA, 327 nt
Organism: Podospora bellae-mahoneyi
Lineage: Eukaryota; Fungi; Ascomycota; Sordariomycetes; Sordariales; Podosporaceae
Exons: 2
Coding region: 1-327 (108 amino acids)
Source: RefSeq, a predicted model, not a curated record
AUGACGCAACAGACCCAGGGCUCGUGGGUCUACCUACAACCUCAACACCAAACAAACACAGGACCUUUUCAUCCUUUGAUGAAGCUCGCGCUGCCAAUGGACCUCAGAUGGUUUACUUCGGACCAGAGAUACCCACUUUUCUGGUCUCAGGAACGCCCGAUGCCAACACACGUUGGAGUGACUCGAGACCCGUCUCGAGUUUCGUGGCUGGACUCGAUCUUUGAUCUCUGGGGGUACCGCACCCUGUCUGCCCGAGUCCUUGUUCCCAUCCCACGUUCCACGAAUCAUCUCACCUUGAACCUGUGGAACUUCCCUCCUGCUAGGUGA